Molecule: messenger RNA, 988 nt
Organism: Chenopodium quinoa (quinoa)
Lineage: Eukaryota; Viridiplantae; Streptophyta; Magnoliopsida; Caryophyllales; Amaranthaceae
Product: small nuclear ribonucleoprotein-associated protein B-like
Exons: 1
Coding region: 95-988 (297 amino acids)
Biological process (GO): mRNA splicing, via spliceosome
Cellular component (GO): U4/U6 x U5 tri-snRNP complex; U4 snRNP; U2 snRNP
Molecular function (GO): RNA binding
Source: RefSeq, a predicted model, not a curated record
AAAGCAUAUUUUAUAUGUAUAGUUAUGUUGAUUGAAUUGCUGAAAUUAUGUUAAAGAAAAUAUAUAUACUUGGGAUUUUAAAGAUUCAAAGAAUAUGUGCAGGUCAUAUUGGUGUUUAGAGUUUAGCAAAUUGAUAACCAUGUCGAUGUCUAAAGGUUCGAAGAUGGCCCAGUUUAUCAAUUACCGUAUGCGUUUUUCUAUUCAAGAUGAGCGUCAGCUUGUGGGAAUAUUCAUGGGCUUUGAUCGUCACAUGAACAUUGUCAUUGGUGAUUGUGAGGAGUUUCGGAAACUGCCUUCCACUAAGGGAAGCAAAUCCAACGAAACAGACCUUAAUGAGGAGAGAGAACGACGUACCCUUGGCCUUGUCAUCCUUAGGGGUGAAGAGUGGAUUUCCACGGCUGUUGAAGGUCCUCCUCCUCCUGACAAGUCACGUACCAAGUCCUUGAGUGCCAGUGCCGUGCCAGGUUCUGGUCUAGGCCGAGCUGCUGGACGGGGUGUUCUAAAUGCAUCUCUUGUUCAUGCUCAGCCUGGUUUGGCUGGUCCAGUUCGUGGUGUUGGUGGUCCAGCUCCGGGCAUGAUGCAACCUCAGAUCUCUCGACCACCAGUUCCAGCUCCUCAGUUCUCGACUCUUGGGAUGACUUAUCCAAAUGCACCUGUGAUGCGACCACCAGGUCAUAAGAUGCAAGGAUUCCCACCUCAAAGCGGGCCACCACAGAUGCCUCUGAGAGGCCCACCUCCCCUGGGGCGGUACCCUCCUGGUUCAAGGCUUGGUUUAGCUCCACCUGGGCAUUUUCAAAUGCCUCCUCAUUAUGCCCAGCGUCCUGGCAUGCCAGUAUUACCUCCUCCUAUGAUGUGUGGCCCGCCACCUCUUUCCAGACCUGGUAUGCCACCACUUCCUGGGGGACAGGUGCCAGUCUAUGGACCUCCUCGUCCAGGGAUGCCACCACCUCCAAAUUCUCAACAGCCACCUCAGAAUCAGCAGCAGUAA